AUGGCCAAGAUUCUUUUGGAAAACUAUUGCUUCCCUGAGAACCUCAUUGGGAUGCAGGAGGCCAUCCAACAAGCCAUCAACAGUGGAGAAAUCUUGCAGAUUUCAGACAGGAAGACACUGGCAGCUGUGCUCACAGUCGGAGUACAAGGGGCACUGAACGAUCCACGGUUGACUGUGUCAUACGAGCCCAAUUUCGUCCCAAUGAUGCCACAGAUGCUGCCGUCUCUCCCCGUAGAGCAGCUGAUCUGGCUGGUGAGAAACUCUGUCAAACUGGAUAUCCUGGACAACAACGUUGGAUAUUUGCGGAUAGAUCGGAUAAUUGGGGAGGAGACAGCGGCAAAGCUUGGCUCUCUGCUGAGGGACAACAUCUGGGACAAAGUUGCUCAAACAUCCUCGCUGAUCUUUGACCUGAGGUAUAGCACAGCUGGUGAAUUGUCUGGAGUUCCGUUUAUAAUCUCCUAUUUCUCAGAACCGGAUGCUCUUAUUCAUAUUGACACUGUGUAUGACAGGCCCUCAAAUACAACCAAAGAACUAUGGACCAUGCCGUCAUUAAUAGGGGAAAAGUAUGGAAAGAAGAAAGAUGUGAUUAUUUUGACCAGUAAGCGUACUAUGGGGGCUGCUGAGGCAGUGGCAUAUACAUUAAAAAACCUAAAGAGGGCCAUCAUAGUUGGGGAAAGGUCUGCUGGUGGGUCAGUUAAAGUCCAAAAAAUUAGGAUUGCUCAGUCUGCGUUCUAUAUAACAGUUCCUGUUGCAAGAUCGGUCAGCCCAAUAACAGGUCAGAGCUGGGAGGUGAGUGGUGUUUCCCCAACAGUCAACAUCAUUGCCAAGGAAGCUGUCACAAAAGCCAAGUCCCUUCUGGCUGUAAGGAGUGCCAUUCCAGAAGUUGUGCAAAGUAUCUCUGACAAAAUCGUGCGGUUCUAUGCUUUCACUGACCGAGUUCCAGCUCUUCUUCAACAUCUGCAAUCUACAGACUUAUUCUCUGUUGUAUCUGAGGAGGACCUAGCAGUCAGACUCAACCAUGAUCUCCAGAAUGUGUCUGAAGAUCCACGACUGAUCAUCAAAUAUAUGCAAGACAAUGCUGCCAUAGUAGAGGAGGACCCUGAGCUUUACAAUGUUCCAGAUGAUAUGAAAUUAUUAAGAGAGCUGGUUGAUACCAUGUUCAUAGUGGAAAUUCUACCACACAACACUGGCUAUCUCCGCUUUGACAAGUUUGUCAAGUUCUCUGCAGGGGAUAAACUAGAAGAGCUCAUGGCUAAAAAGGUAUGGGAGCCCCUCAAAGACACUAAUAACCUGAUUAUUGAUCUGCGCUAUAACACUGGUGGAUCCUCUACGUCUCUAGUCCUGAUACUGUCCUAUCUGCAGGAUGUUUCCCAGGAGCAUCACUUUUUCACAAUUUAUGACAGUUUUCAGAACACAACAACAGAAUAUGACUCUCUGCCUCAAAUUACAGGCCCAUCCUAUGGCUCCAAACGAGGGGUUUAUGUGUUGACAAGCUACUACACAGCAAGUGUCGGCGAAGAGUUUGCUUACUUGAUACAGUCCCUACAUUGUGGCACCGUCAUCGGGGAAAUUACAUCUGGUACCCUGAUGCACUCAAAGAUGUUUCAAAUAGAGGGAACAAAUAUUGCCAUGACUGUCCCUUUCAUAAACUUUUUAGACAACAAUGGUGAAUGCUGGCUGGGAGGUGGUGUGGUUCCUGAUGCCAUUGUGCUUGCCGAGGAUGCUGUGCAGCAUGCUCACGAGAUUGCAAAUUUUCACAAAGGGCUCAGGUCCCUCAUAGAGAGAACUGGGGAACUGUUAGAAAAACAUUAUGCAAUCCAUGAAGUUGCAUUAGAUGUCAGCAAGGUACUGUUGAGCAAAUGGCUUGAGGGAUUGUACCGGCCAGUGGUUGACUUUGAAUCUCUGGCAUCUCAGUUGACGGCGGACCUGCAAGAAACUUCAGGUGAUCACCGCCUUCAUGUCUUUCACUGCGAUGUUGAGCCUGAGUCGCUUCAUGAUGUACCAAAAAUUCCUACUGCUGAAGAAGUGGGAUACAUGAUUGACGCUUUGUUUAAAAUUGAGCUUUUGCCAGGCAAUGUUGGUUAUCUGAGGUUUGACAUGAUGGCAGAUGUAGAGGUGGUAAAGGCCACCGGACCUCAGCUGAUAAAAUUAGUGUGGAGCAAGAUAGUAAACACAGAUGCCCUUGUAAUUGACAUGAGGUACAACACCGGUGGAUAUUCAACAGCAAUUCCCCUCUUGUGCACGUACUUUUUUGAUGCUGAACCUUUGCGGCAUCUUUACACUGUCUUUGACCGCACCACAACCACUAUGACAGAGGUCAUGACUUUGCCUCAGGUCAGGGGUCAAAGGUAUGGGUCCUCCAAGGGCGUUUACAUCCUCACCAGCCAUAUGACAGGGUCAGCAGCUGAAGUGUUCAUCCGUACUAUGAAAGACCUGAACAGGGCCACAAUCAUUGGGGAACCAACGACUGGAGGCUCUCUAUCAAGUGGAACCUAUCAGAUUGGGGACAGUGUCCUAUAUGCUUCCGUUCCUAACCAGGUUGUGUUGAGUGCAAUUACUGGGAAAGUGUGGAGUGUUUCAGGGGUCGAGCCUCAUGUUAUUGCCCAGGCAAAUGAUGCUCUUCCUGUGGCACAGAGAAUCAUAGCAGCAAGGCUGUUGAAGAGAGAGCAAGGAAAAUAG
Molecule: messenger RNA, 2679 nt
Organism: Morone saxatilis (striped sea-bass)
Lineage: Eukaryota; Metazoa; Chordata; Actinopteri; Moronidae
Product: retinol-binding protein 3-like
Exons: 1
Coding region: 1-2679 (892 amino acids)
Biological process (GO): proteolysis
Molecular function (GO): serine-type peptidase activity
Source: RefSeq, a predicted model, not a curated record